CUCUCUCUUUACUAUUUAUUAUUUAUUUCCUUCUCAAAGACUCCAACAAACUACUACACAACAAGAAAGAAAACCUAAAAUAAAAUAAUAAAAAUAAAAAGAAAAAGGAAAAGAAAAGAGAGAGAUCCACCCCCACACCAUCACAGAAGAGAAAGAGAAAGGAAGAACCAAAAAAAAUGUCGUGGCAGACAUACGUGGAUGAGCACUUGAUGUGUGACAUUGAUGGACAAGGCCAGCACCUAGCUGCCGCUGCCAUCAUCGGCCACGAUGGCUCUGUCUGGGCGCAGAGCUCUAACUUUCCUCAGUUUAAGGCAGAGGAGAUAAGUGGUAUAAUGAAGGAUUUUGAGGAGCCAGGUCAUCUUGCUCCUACGGGCUUGCAUCUUGGUGGCACUAAAUACAUGGUCAUCCAAGGAGAGGCCGGAGCUGUCAUCCGUGGAAAGAAGGGAUCUGGAGGUGUCACCAUAAAGAAGACUAGUCAAGCUCUAGUUUUCGGCAUCUAUGAAGAACCUGUGACACCAGGACAGUGCAACAUGGUUGUUGAGAGGUUGGGAGAUUACCUUGUUGAUCAGGGCCUGUAGGCCAAACUCUUCUAUAAUUAUUUGAGUAUUUCUUGUGGGGGGUACAAACAACUGUUGUCUCUUUUCUUUUGUUUUCUUUCCUUUUGAUUUCAGUCCCAAGUUUGCACCCUCUUCUUCAUUUGAAAGCCUUAAACUGGCAGUGAAGUUGUCGCAAACAAUAACCAUGUGAGAACUAAAACAGUUGUUUUGUGUUUGGUUGUUUGAAUUGCAUUAACUUUGAUAUUUUUUUAUUAUAGAUUUUUCGUGUAAUCCUUCUGGAUUUUUGUGGUC
Quercus robur (English oak) is the source of this 848-nucleotide messenger RNA. RefSeq names its product profilin-2. Bases 177 to 578 code for a protein of 133 amino acids. The transcript is spliced from 3 exons. Gene Ontology annotation, molecular function: actin monomer binding. NCBI's taxonomy places the organism in Eukaryota, Viridiplantae, Streptophyta, Magnoliopsida, Fagales, Fagaceae. Gene Ontology annotation, cellular component: cell cortex. The record is from RefSeq and is a predicted model, not a curated record.